Manis javanica (Malayan pangolin) is the source of this 1906-nucleotide messenger RNA. Lineage: Eukaryota; Metazoa; Chordata; Mammalia; Pholidota; Manidae. The record is from RefSeq and is a predicted model, not a curated record.
GCGCGCCCGGCGAGGUGACGUCACGGGCCGCCGUGCCGCGGUGGUGGUGGUCCUCGGGAAAAGCCGCCGGGAUCGCUGCGCCUGGCGGUGCCCUACGUCCGCACCCGGGGACACGCCAUUCCUUCCGAAAGCUCAGCCGGAGCUGCGUUGUGGCGGAGCUGGUGUUUCUGAGGCGAUUGUGAUACAGAGUGAAAGUUGGCGGAAGGACGCCAGGCGGGAGAGACGCGGCGCUCUGCGAGGGAGGCAGGCCCCGGCCCGGGAGCUUAGGAACCCUGCGGGUCAUCAUGAAGUUCCAGUAUAAGGAGGACCAUCCCUUUGAGUAUCGGAAAAAGGAAGGCGAAAAGAUCCGGAAGAAAUACCCGGACAGGGUCCCGGUGAUUGUGGAGAAGGCUCCCAAGGCCAGGGUGCCUGACCUGGACAAGAGGAAGUACCUGGUGCCCUCGGACCUCACCGUUGGCCAGUUCUACUUCUUAAUCCGGAAGAGGAUUCACCUGCGGCCUGAGGACGCCUUGUUCUUCUUUGUCAACAACACUAUCCCUCCCACAAGCGCUACCAUGGGCCAGCUGUAUGAGGACAACCAUGAGGAAGACUAUUUCCUGUACGUGGCGUACAGUGAUGAGAGCGUCUAUGGGAAGUGAGUGGUGGGAGCCCAGCGGAUGGGAGCACCUGGACUCGGGGCAGGGGGGUGCUGUGUGUGGGACUUGGGGAACGAGGGAAGGGCUCCCACUGCGGAGGAGACAGAACGUGAAGACAUUCGGAGACACUACAGUGCACACACCAUUGUCAUAUUUUCACAUGCUCAAUUGAUAUUUUUUGCUGCUUCCUCAUCCCAGGGAGAAAGCCUACCAGGACAGAGCUGUUGGAUUGGCUUUGAUAGAGGAAUGGGGAUGAUGUCAAGCCACAUUUCUGCAGUUUCAUAAGUGUCAGGAGGUGGGCAGGUUGGGGCCAGAGAUGACUACAGACCACCAGUAACUGCCUGCUCUCCCUUCUCUUGGGGCAGAGAUUCUUUUUUUGACAUUUGCACAAGGCAGGUAGAGAAGGGGAUGGGAAUGUUUUAGGACUACUGGUAGUGGACCAUUCCUGGGGACCAAAAGAGACCCAUUAUAAUUAAAGCAUUGUGACCCCAAUAUCCUGUCUCCACACAUCUUCCCCAUCGCAAUGCUAAUCUCACACAUACACACACACAUCAGCACCACCCCAGUGGUGGUGAUAGACAUCAGACACAGCAAUUUAAAUGGAGCUCUCUUAGUGUUGGAAAAUGGAGCAGUAUAAUUAUGAUAAUGAAGGUAAUUAGGAUAGCAUUAAACUGGAAUUGACUUUAUACUGAGCAUCUCUGGCUAACCUGCUCGCUCUCUGGUGCCCCGUAUCCCACACCUACCUGGGAUUUCAAUGAGCCACGAUCAUUUCCAAUUAGAGGCUAAAACCGCUCCUUCAGCAUUUCCCAAACUUAGCUCCGUGUGUAGGGACAGAGAUGUCUUGUGUUUGGAGGGGGCGGGUAUGAGGUAAGGUAGGUUGCACCUCCCACUUCUCCGGGUUCCCAGCUCCCUUUCCACUGUCUCUUUCGUCUCUGUCCCUUACACAGAAAUGCCAAGUGAUGGACAGCUGUUUCCCUCCUUUUGUUUUCAUUUACUGCAGCUGCUAGUUAGAGAAUGUUGAGGGGAUGACACUAGUAAUUCUUGGAGAUUCUGUUGAUUCUGAUUAUAUUCACUAUUAGGGUUAUUAUAUGGGUGGGGGGUGGGGAGCAGGAGCUGCACUCAGACAUGACAUUUCAUUUCAUCUCUGCUAAUGGCAAGGGUCCUUCCUAUGGGGGAAAUCUUUGUCCAUUCUGUCAGCUGUAGGUUCUUGUAUAAUGAGGUUUAUGCUGUCAGGCCAAGGAAAUAAAGUAAUUGCAUACUUAAAAAAACAA